GGCACGUGACCCCAAAACAUGCUGCAGAAUUCACAAUUUUUUUUUUCGUUUUUGCUGGCAAAAAACGCUAAAUAAAAAUUGGCAACCGGUAAACCUCACUAGUAAAUCAGGGAUAGCAACCAAUACAAUAUAUUCAUCAUACUUCGAGCAACUUGCUUGACUGGUGAAAAUAUAUAAGAGUCUCCUCAUUUCUCGAAUAUCGAUAUAGAUUACUCAAUUCAAAACGAAACAAAUCAAUUCAAUUGACUAAUUGACUUAAUAUAAUAAUUGACUAGAAAACUAUAAUCAAUCAUGGGAUUCGCUGAUAAACUUCAAAACAAAUUCGGCAAAAACGAAGUCGAAAACUUAGAUAAACAAGGUGGUAAAGCCAUUGGUAAGGAUAAUCUUUCUGGUGAAGUCCAAAAACAAUAUAAGGAUGGUAACUUGAACAAGGAAAAUGCUGCUAAAUACGCCAACGAAGUUGACAAGAAAGGUGGUCAAUACGUUGGCCGUGAAAACUUGUCUGGAACCGAAGGUGGUAUUGGUGACAAAAUCACCGGGGGUGGAAAGUCCAGUGGUGCUGGAGGUAAAUCAUCUUCUGGUACUGGCUCUGGCUCUGGCUCUGGCUCUGGUGCAGGUGCUGCUGCCGGUGCAGGUGCCGGUGGUGCAGCUUUAGGUGGUGCCGGUGCCUACGGUGCCUCCAAGUCUGGCUCUGGUUCUGGUUCUGGUGCUGGUACCGAUUCUUAUGGCUCCUCAGGUAAGGAUGCUUAUGGCUCCUCAGGUAAGGAUGCUUAUGGCUCCUCAGGUAAAGAUGCCUAUGGAUCCUCAGGCAAAGAUGCCUAUGGCUCCUCAGGCAAAGAUGCCUAUGGCUCCUCAGGCAAAGAUGUCUAUGGCUCCUCAGGUAAAGAUGCCUAUGGCUCCUCAGGUAAAGAUGCCUAUGGCUCCUCAGGUAAAGAUGCCUAUGGCUCCUCAGGUAAAGACUCCCAAGGUACUACCUCCUCCCACGGUAAAGAUGCCUUCUCUCAAGGUAAAGAUGCAUACAGCCAAGGUCAAUCUGGCCACUCUAAAGAAGCUGCCGGUGCAGGUAUUGGUGCUGCUGGUGCCGGUGCUGCUGCUUAUGGUGCUCAUAAACACGGUGGAAAAUCUAAUACCGAUUCUUACGGUAAAGACUCUACCACCGGUGGAGACUCUUCUUACGGUUACGGUUCAGGUCAAGAAUCUAAAGGUACUUCUGGUGGUGCCUAUGGUUCAUCUAGUGGUGCUUAUGGUUCUGGUGCUGGUGCUGGUUCUGGUUCUCACGACACUAGAAGCGGUGCUGCUGGCCUUGGUGGUUUCUCCACUGGUAAUGAUAAGUUAGAUUCUAAGAUUUCAAGCUUAGAACCUGACGUUCAAGAACAAGCCAAAGAAGCUUUCCAUAAAGGUUACAAAGAUGCUCAAUCUGCUUUCAGAACAUAGAUUGACUUAAUGUGG
Molecule: messenger RNA, 1449 nt
Organism: Hyphopichia burtonii NRRL Y-1933
Lineage: Eukaryota; Fungi; Ascomycota; Pichiomycetes; Serinales; Debaryomycetaceae
Gene: ASR1
Product: Asr1p
Exons: 2
Coding region: 292-1434 (380 amino acids)
Source: RefSeq, a predicted model, not a curated record